UCAUAAAGGUGUGUAUGAUCUUGACUCAGUUGACACCUUCUAGCUUUGUAUCUCUUCUCUUAGGUUUCGAAAAUUCCUUUCAUUCAGGCUGAAUUUGGUGUUGGAUUGGAACCCUGACAACCCUAGGAAUGCAUACAUGUGUUGAGGGAAGUAAACGUCAGUUACCAUCAUGGAUGAUGCCGAAGGGUGGUGCCACUCCCACCCAUGUGAGUGACUCUGACAACGCUGUUGAAACUAAUUGCUCAAUGAACAAAGUAGACAACAUUGCAGCUUAUGCAACCAAGAAUGAUCACAAGAGCAGACCUUCCAGGAGGAAGUCAAACUUAACAGUCAAGUGUGAUGAUGGAAGCGGCAGUAGGGUUACUCAAAAGAAGAAAAAAAGUGCUAAGUCUAUUGAUAGAGAUCAGAGAUCUUCUACAAAGAAAAGAAAAAAAUUAGAGGAUCCUAGCCAUAGUUGUGAUGAUGUUUAUCAAGUUCAAGCAUCUAGUGAUGAUGCUGUGGACCUGACAGUUGAAGAUUUGUUGGCCAUAGCAGAACAGUGUGUCAACGAAUAUGAAAACAAGGAUCGAAAAGAAAUAUCAAGUAGACAGAGUGAAUCAAAAUGGGAAUUUCAAGUUACACAUGAAACAGGAAACACUCUUGAUGCCCCUUGUGAGAACAGAAAUCCAUCCAACUCUAGAAAGCAAGUUUUAUCUAAUUCUACAUCAAAAACUGGUGAAGUAAUUGAAACAAGCACCUCUCGAACAGGUGAUCCUGCUCAGGACAUGCUGAACCUGUUCUUGGGGCCCUUGCUAAGUAAAACUCUUGAGAAGGAGAAGAGCAAAUUUAUUGUUGAAAAUGCCAAGAUUACCCAUGAGUUCACUAGGCAAAGUCAAGAACUUGGUGGAGAAGAAGAAAGAGUCCCCUUAAUGAAGAAAAGAAGCACCUUGAAAGAUAAGGUGGCAAUGUUUCUUGAGCAAGAUUUGUAGAUUCGUCAAACCAAGCAUGUAUGUCAUGGCAAAACAACCAGUUAUUGUUCUUGCAUGACCUAUAAGAGUAGUUUCACACCUGUGAAUCAUUUGGUAAUGUAGUGUUAUCCUAGUUGGGCAAAGUCCUCUGUAAUGAUGUUAUUGUAUAUAGUUCAUUAUAAAUGUAAUGACCAUGCCGGGGGGAAUUUUAAAACUCGUCUUGAACUUCCGUUUGGGAUGUUACAUUGACAUAAGAAGAAAAAGGGUUAUGAGUGGCUACAAUUGUAUAUAGAAGGGUAAAUUAUGAUCAUAUCAUAUUAGAAGAGGUGCAAACAAGCAAAAUGUCUGAGCUCUUGUAUUCUCCAAUGAAGACUUUAUUUUUAA
This is a messenger RNA of Vigna unguiculata (cowpea), 1331 nucleotides long. RefSeq lists its product as uncharacterized. The record is from RefSeq and is a predicted model, not a curated record. NCBI's taxonomy places the organism in Eukaryota, Viridiplantae, Streptophyta, Magnoliopsida, Fabales, Fabaceae.